GAACCAAACUGAACUGGAAGUGCAGGAGCUCACAGUCAGGACUGGAACACAGUGGGAACACAGGCAGGGAUAGCGCAGAAUAAAUCACUGAAUCUCAAAACCGAACUACAAUAUAGCUUAUCCCAUCAACAUGUGCUCCUCGAAAGAACUUGACUUUCCACAAAUACUUCUUGAAUAUUGUCAUGGAUUUUUCAAUUCAAAGACUAUAUUUGCAGCAUGUGAACUGGGAGUUUUUGAUUUACUACAUGAAGUACAGGAAUCCAGUUCAGCAGCAACCAUUGCUUCUCGCUUGAGUACCAGUGAAGAUGGAAUGGAGCGCUUGCUUGAUGCCUGUGUUGGACUGAAACUUUUAAAAGUUGACUUGAAAAAUAACAAAGGUUAUUAUUCCAAUACUGAUGUUUCCACCAUGUACUUGGUAAAGUCCAGUCCUAAGACACUCUAUUACAUGGCGAUGUAUUUCUCUAAAGUCACAUAUAUGUGCUGGCACUUCUUACCACAGGCUGUAAGAGAAGGAAAAUCUCAGUAUGAAAGGGCUCUUGGGACUACUUCCAAGGACUUAUUUGAAACCAUUUACAGCAAAGUAGUUCAAGUCUGGAGACAGAAUGGAGAGGAUGCAGACUGCAGUGCUCCUGCAGAGAAUUCUCCAGAGAGAACCGACACUAAAUCGCCACAAGUAAAUCCUUUAGAGGAUAAAAACAGCUGAUGAAACUGCUAUAUUUACCUUCUACAGACACAGCUGUGAGGGAAUAUAGCUAAGCUACCCUUCAUCAAAAACCUGCUAGGCCAGUAGAAGAAUUGCACUAAAGCUUGCUGCUACUCUAUGUACAGUGCCUUGAAAAAGUAUUCAUACUCCUUGAACUUUUCCACUUUUUUCACGAUACACCUACAGACUUAAAUGUAUUUUAUUGGGAUUUUAUG
This is a messenger RNA of Bufo gargarizans (Asiatic toad), 918 nucleotides long. Its product is annotated as acetylserotonin O-methyltransferase-like. The record is from RefSeq and is a predicted model, not a curated record. NCBI's taxonomy places the organism in Eukaryota, Metazoa, Chordata, Amphibia, Anura, Bufonidae. Gene Ontology annotation, molecular function: methyltransferase activity. Bases 131 to 703 code for a protein of 190 amino acids. The transcript is spliced from 5 exons.